Molecule: messenger RNA, 1728 nt
Organism: Dissoconium aciculare CBS 342.82
Lineage: Eukaryota; Fungi; Ascomycota; Dothideomycetes; Mycosphaerellales; Dissoconiaceae
Product: multicopper oxidase
Exons: 2
Coding region: 1-1695 (564 amino acids)
Molecular function (GO): oxidoreductase activity; copper ion binding
Source: RefSeq, a predicted model, not a curated record
AUGUCCACGUUUUCUCCACCGACACUACUAUCAUUGCCAGACGUGGGGCCUUAUUUGGGCAUUUUCUCGAACCAAGCUACUCUCCACAGUGUAUCAGAAAAUUCAGACACAACAUCGGGCGAGGACAAAUUCGUUCUCCAUCCUCGAGAGCACAUAUUCCGAGCUCCAAGAACAAUCCGACACUCGUGGCAAAUUACCACUGGUGAGCGCCGUCCGGAUGGAGUCCUGAAGCAGGUCUACCUGAUCAACGGCGAGCUCCUCGGGCCGACAAUCGAGGCACGAUCUGGUGAUCGGGUUAUUGUCAAUGUUACAAAUCGUCUAGGGCGAGAUGAGAGUCUGUCCAUACAUUGGCAUGGCCUUCACAUGCGAGGAGCCAAUGCCAUGGAUGGAGCUGCAGGAGUAACUCAAGCAGGCAUCAAGGAUGGCGACUCGAUGGUUUACGACUUUGUCAUAGACGAAGCCCAGCAUGGAACCUUUUGGUAUCACGCACAUGAUGGAGUCCAGAGAGCAGAUGGGCUAUAUGGUGGGCUUGUCAUCCAUGAGCCAGCAUUUGGCUCGGAGGACACUGCUUCCGUUGCAGACGAGACCCUCCUUCUCAUCGGUGACUGGUACCAUCGCUCUGCAGCAGAGGCUCUAGAGUUCUACAUGCAUCCUGGCGCAUUCGGGCUCGAGACGAUCCCGGAUUCUAUCUUAAUGAAUGGCGAGGGUACCUUCAAGUGUGCCGACGCAGUGCCCGCAAGGCCGGUCGAUUGUGCGCAGCGACAAAAUGUCCGACCGGUCUCUAAUUUCGAUCGACGAAGACGCAAUAUCCUCCGCGUCGUCAAUGUCGGAGCAUAUGCGGGCUUCUUCAUCAACCCACAAAAUUCCAUGCUGACACCGCUGACGAUCGAUGGCGGUUUCAGCGUCGCAGGACAUGCCGCAAAGAGUAUCGGGUCGCUGCACCCUGGACAACGGAUGGAUAUUCUGCUGGAGCCUACGAACCGCGCAGAAGACCCUAACGAAUCGCUUUCGAUCACUCUGGACGAUACUUUCUUCAAAUAUCAAAAUGAUGCGCUCACCAUGAAGCACCAAUUCCUGCUAUCUUGGACCGGCGAUAACGUUGAAAGUUCAGGGAAAGGCACGGACGCCCUGCAGAUACUCGAUAUCCAGGAAGUAAAAUCUCUGCAUACACAAUCUGACGCGGUUGCAAGCUCCGUCGACCGGACCAUUGUACUUUACGCCGUCACUCAAAGGCUCGCCCACCUGGACAAUGAGCCCCAUGGCUUCAUCAACAACACGAUGUGGCCCUCAUCUCCAUCAAACUCUGCGCUCAUCUCCCAGCCGCCGACAUCAUGGUCGGCAAACCAUUUCAUCCCCCAUAUACCAUACGACGCGUCUUCUCCAUUAUGGAUCGACAUUGUCCUCAACAACCGAGACGAAGAAGGCCAUCCAUUUCAUCUUCAUGGCUACAGCUUCUGGGUUUUGUCUACGUACAGCUCGGACUACAAUUGGGGAUCGUACAAUCCUUUCGAAGACGACCCUCCUGGAGGAGAAUACGACUUGAUGAACGCCGUGGUGCGAGACACCGUGUACGUACCGCGAAGAGGCUAUGCAGUCCUGCGAUUACGAGCGGACAAUCCUGGUCUUUGGAUGUUUCAUUGUCAUGUUUUGUGGCAUAUGGGGAGCGGGAUGGCCAUGGCUCUUAAUGUUAGUUGAGUUGUGUAACACCAUGAUAAAUCAUAUUGAUGU